Molecule: messenger RNA, 3426 nt
Organism: Henningerozyma blattae CBS 6284
Lineage: Eukaryota; Fungi; Ascomycota; Saccharomycetes; Saccharomycetales; Saccharomycetaceae
Gene: NUP116
Product: FG-nucleoporin NUP116
Exons: 1
Coding region: 1-3426 (1141 amino acids)
Biological process (GO): protein import into nucleus; RNA export from nucleus; post-transcriptional tethering of RNA polymerase II gene DNA at nuclear periphery
Cellular component (GO): nuclear pore; nuclear pore cytoplasmic filaments
Molecular function (GO): structural constituent of nuclear pore
Source: RefSeq, a predicted model, not a curated record
AUGUUUGGCCAAAAUCGUCCAGCAUUUGGUAAUAACCAAGGGUUUGGAGGGUCAUCCUCCAGUCCUUUUGGUAUGCAACAGAACCAGCAGCAACAAAAUAGCAGCUUUGGGAAUGCUAAUUCUAAUACCACUAGCCAAUCACCAUUUGGUGGGUUUGGAUCAGGUGGAGCAUCAACCUCGGGCACUUCUUCAAUGUUUGGUAAUUCCAAUAAUGCUAAUAGGCCUUUCAGUGCUACUGGAACAAAUAAUAAUGUAGGUGGAUCUCUUUUCGGAGGUGGUUUAACAGGUGGUGCUAACAUUACAGCAACAUCAACCUCAUCUAAUCCAAUGGGUGGCUUGUCUGGUGCUGGUUCAGGCACUGCAAUUAAACCCUAUACCGCCUUUCAAGAUAAAGAUGCAACUACGGGAAGUAUUAAUGUAUAUCAAUCAAUCUCAUGUAUGCCAGAAUAUCGAAACUUUUCUCCAGAAGAAUUAAGAUUUCAGGAUUAUCAAGCUAAUAGAAAGUUUGCAACUUCAAAUACUAAUCAAUUUGGUACCACCUCCAAUAGCAUUGGAACAUCUGGCUUUGGUAACACGUCAGGUGGGCUGUUUGGCCAACAAAAUAAUAUGACAUCUGGAACAGGAUUUGGCUCAAAUUCAUCAAAUACUGGUACAAAUCAGUUUGGCAAUAAUGCAGGUGGGUUUUUGAAUAAUUCUUCAAAUACCACGAAUUCUUUUGCUUCAAGUAAUAACAACACCUUUGGUAUGAAUAAUUCAGCUGGCUCUUCGUUAUUUGGUAACAAUCAAAAUAAUAGUACUAAUGGUGGCCUAUUUGGACAAAAUAAUACUACUACUAAUAAUAAUAAUAUGGGUAGAUUUGGGCAGCAGAAUAAUGCUUUUGGAACAAAUAACGCUAGUAAUGCAGGUACAGGCUUAUUUGGUCAAAAUAAUGGCCAAAAAGGAAAUGGCUUAUUUGGCCAAAACAAUAAUAAUAGUUUUGGUAAUAAUGCCCAACAAGCAGGGGGUUUUUUUGGUCAAUCUGCUAACAACCAGCAGGCAGGUGGUAUCUUUGGUCAAUCUAAUAUGCAAACUUCUAAUAAUAGCAAUGCCGCUGGGGGCUUAUUUGGUAAUAAGCAGGGAACUAGCUUAUUUGGACAAGCUACUUCCACUCAACAAAGUGGUGGCUUGUUUGGACAAUCUAAUACUAAUUCUAAUCAGCAAUCUAAUAAUUUAUUUGGCCAAUCUAAUAAUAAUCAAAGUGGAGGUUUAUUUGGACAAAAUUCUGGUAGCCAACAACAAUCAGGAAGCUUAUUUGGACAGCCAAAUAACCAACAAUCUGGAGGGUUGUUCGGCCAAUCCAAUAACAACCAACAGCAAGGUAGAAGUUUGUUUGGUCAAACAAAUAGCAAUUUCUCGGGUUUUGGCCAGCAAACCCAAACUCAAGCAUCAGGUGGAUUAUUUGGUAAUAAAUCUACCUCCGGUAGUUUGUUCAGUCAAUCAAACCAGAACAAUGGAUUUGGAUCUAAUAUGAAUUCUAAUACUGGUGGUAUAUUUGGACAAAAUAACAAUCAGCAACAACAAGGUGGUGGCUUGUUUGGUCAAAAUAAUAACCAAUCGCAACAAGGAGGUGGAUUAUUUGGGCAAAAUAACAGCCAACAGCAGCCUGGUGGAUUAUUUGGUCAAAAUAAUUCUCAACAAUCUAAUUCAUUGUUUGGAAACAAACCGGGGGGCUCAGCUGGUGGGUUAUUUGGUAAUAAUAAUAAUAGCUCGGGUCAACCAGGUAGCUUAUUUGGGAAUAAUAACUCUCAGCAGCAAAAUGGUGGGUUGUUUGGAUCUAGGCCUGCCACCCAGUCUAAUGGCUUGUUUGGUAACAAUUCGAACCAAAACUCUUUAACAAACAAUACAGGAGGCUUAUUUGGUAAUAAAACUAGCAACUCAGCGGGCCUUUUAGGAAAUAAUACCGCUGCAUCUAACGCAGGUGGGCUCUUUGGAAAUUCAGCUGCUAACAGCACAACGAGUGGUGGGUUAUUUGGCUCUAGUCAGAAUACUCAAGCUGGUUCAUUGUUUGAUGCUAAGCAGAAUCCACAAUCUGGUGGGCUAUUUGGCAAUAAUUCUAAUACAUCUAGUACUGCUGGCGGAUUAUUUGGUGCAAAGCCAACCAUAGGAAAUAAUUCAAGCCUACCCUUCGGUAAUUCAAGUACCAUCGCAACCUCAGGAAAUUCUCUAUUUAGUACUAAUAAUGCAAACCAACUAAACUCAUCAACUUUAAGUCUCAUUGGCUCUCAGCAACAUACCUCUGUUAGUGACCCAUAUGGCACAAAUGAGUUAUUCUCUAGAAUAACUGUUCCAAGCUCGUUAGUUCCCAAACCAAAUCCCAUGAUUACUAAAAUAGAAAGCUUGGCUAAAAAUAAUAAACUUACAUCUGCAUAUAAGUUAAAUCCUACUCCUCUAUUUUCUAAUCUGAAAUCGAAAUCUAGGACUGUAUCUUCUACCCUAACUUUAGGUUCUUCCACUAAUAACACCCAUCAACCUAAAUCACUCCCUGAUACAAAUGCGACUGUUACUUCUGGAUCACUAUUAUUAGGUGAUGUAAAAAAUAAUUCAAAUGAUGCAAUUUUAUCUGUUUCUAAUAUGUUUGGAAAUAAUAAAAUGCAAGACUUUAAGACAUUAUUGAUUAAUAGGCGAGAGAAAGCUCAGGCUCUUGAAAAUAGAAUUUCAAGUACAGAUGAAGAUCCUAGUACCAGACUUACAUUUAAAGUUAGUUCUAAGAAAGAAUGCAAGGAUAGCGAUCAAGAAAAGAGUAGUACGGAAUCAUCGAUAUUUGAUCAACCCCAAUUCACUCCCACUAUUAGCAGUUCAAAGAAUAAAAUUAUUGACGACGAAAAGAAAGCACAUUAUGAGGAAAUGGAUAAAUCGAAAUCCAGAACAUCUUCCAAUGAUUUUACUCAAACUAAUAUUAUGAAAAAGGCAUCAAUAGAUGAUGAAGAUGAUAUUACAUGGCUAGAUAAUGGGUAUUCUAUUUCACCAUCUCUUGAAACACUAAGUUCUAUGAGUAUUUUACAGUUAAGAAAGGUGUCCGGCUUAACGGUUUCUCAUCCUCCGUACGGUAAAAUUGAAUUUCAGGCUCCAGUUGAUCUAUCUACUGUUCCAAUCAUUCCAUUAUGUGGAGAUAUCAUUAGUUUGACAAAUGAUAGCUUUUUGAUCGAAAAUGAGGAAGGUGAUGGAAAUGCACUAAAUGGAAUGAAUGUGGCUGCUAAAAUUACCAGAUAUAAUUGUUUUCCAAUAAGAAAAGAAAACAAGGAAUACAUAAAGGAUCCAAGUCAUCCAUUGAUGCAAAGACAUAUCGAAAGAUUAAAAUCGAUGCCUGGUGUUACAUUUGAAAGCUUUGAUCCAACAACUGGUAUGUAUGUUUUUUCUAGUCCAAAUAUUGUGUCUGUAUUUCUGUAA